This is a messenger RNA of Medicago truncatula (barrel medic), 1747 nucleotides long. RefSeq names its product sugar transporter ERD6-like 7. Gene Ontology annotation, biological process: transmembrane transport. The transcript has 6 exons. Bases 896 to 1204 code for a protein of 102 amino acids. Gene Ontology annotation, molecular function: transmembrane transporter activity. Gene Ontology annotation, cellular component: membrane. NCBI's taxonomy places the organism in Eukaryota, Viridiplantae, Streptophyta, Magnoliopsida, Fabales, Fabaceae. The record is from RefSeq and is a predicted model, not a curated record.
UUUAUCUUCCGGUGACUUCUGCCGAUGUUUAAAAAUAAGAAUGUAUGUAAGCUUUAACAUGUGUGUCUGUUAUCAUUGAUCAGUUGUGAUCAUAUCUGUUAUGUAACUUAUUUGUCAAUAUGAAUAAGGCAUUUGACUGCUCGAAGCGAUGUGUAUGGUUUUGGAGUGGUGCUACUUGAAUUGCUUAUUGGAGUGGUAUUACAGUGAAGUUUAUUACACUACAUGUUGUCCUAUUCUUGAAUCCUACUGACACAUGGUUUUGCUAAUCAAAUACUACUUUUGAAAUCUUUUUAAUGUGUUAUUUUGCAAUACUACAAGUUCUAUUGAUCAAUAGAUUAAUCAGACAUACUGUCACUUAUAAUAAAUUUAACAGCUUAACCAACUCCUCUAACCUUUGCAAAGAAAAUUCUGGCAAUGAUGUAGGCAAUUUGUUGCUUUUCUUAUUUGAUGAAAAACCAAAGGUGCUGGAUUUAUUUCAAAGAAGAUAUUUGCGCUCACUCACUCUAGAUAGUAGUUCAUUCUCUUGAAGAAUGUGUGUGGUGGACUACUAGGUUGAGAGGUGGAAAAUAAAGUAGUGGUUGAAUAUGAUAGUUUAUUUUCCAGUUCUCAUGUUAUUAUUUAUUAAGCAAAUCUGAACUCAUUUCCAUUCAAAAUUUUCAUCUUCCUAUUUUUCUUCAUGAGUAGAUUGGAGUAGGGCUUAUGGUCUGCCAGCAAUUAGGGGGAAUCAACGGUGUUUGCUUUUAUACUGGCAGUAUUUUUGAUCUAGCAUGUACUUAAUUCUGUAAUUGUAUCUCUUCAUUCCAUGUUUAGCACCAUCAUACUUUCUUGCAUAUCACUUUUUGCAUGUAAACUAUAGCUCAAAAUUAAAGCAUGUUUUGAAACUUGGAUAACCUUCAUGAAGCACUCAGAUUUUUAUUUUGUUUUGGUUUAUUGGUGUAUUUUUGUCGUAGGAUUUCCUUCUGCGACGGGGAGUAUAAUAUACGCUAUCCUUCAGAUUGUGAUCACGGGUGUUGGAGCAGCCCUCAUAAAUAGAGCAGGCCGGAAGCCCCUACUUUUGGUAUCUGGAUCAAGAUUGGUUGCAGGAUGUAUAUUUACUGCAGUUGCAUUCUAUCUCAAGGUUCAUGAUGUGGCUGUGGGAGCAGUCCCAGCACUUGCCGUAACCGGCAUAUUGAUAUUUCCUGUCAGUAUUAAAGGGCAGGCAUGAAGCAUAGCAACAUUAGUGAACUGGUUUGGUGCAUGGAAAACCCGCUUUAGAUUGGAACACAAGAAAGAGGAUAGCAAUUGGAGCUGCUCGGGGCCUUCUGUAUCUUCAUGAGUAAUGUGAUCCAAAAAACAUACACAGAGAUGUAAAAGCUGCUAAUGUGCUUCUGGAUAAUGAUUAUGAGGCUAUAGUUGGUGAUUUUGGCCUUGCAAAGCUCCUUGAUCAUGCUGAUUCCCAUGUCACCACUGCUGUACGUGGCACUGUUGGACACAUUGCACCGAAGUACCUCUCGACUGGCCAAUCAUCUGAGAAAACUGAUGUGUUUGGAUUCGGCAUUCUCUUAUUAGAGCUUAUAACUAGAAUGACAACCCGAGCUUCUUAAAUUUGGUAUAUUAUUAUAAUGUUACUGCUAUAUUAGUAGUAUCUUAUUUACAACUAAGUUGAUGUGUAUAAACAUAAUAGUAUAGCUGGUAAUUGACAUCAAGUUGUAUACUUCAACUCAUAAUUUAUGGUAAGAGAUUAUAUUGACAUUAGUUACAAAUAAAA